GCUCCUGCACUAAGACCUCUGUAUGCCAUUGUCCCGUCUGGGUCUCUCCACUUUGCUGCUCCCACGUUCUGUGUGGCCAUCUGGCCAGACAGCAGAGGUUUAAGGCAGUGACGCAGAUUGGAAAUGACUGAAUUUCAGGCAAGACCUUUGCCACCCUGUCCCACCAGAGUCAAAGAGCGAAAAACAGGAGCUGGGCUGCCGCCUGCUGGUGAAGUUGUGAAUGACGCUUCUCCGCGGCCCGGGCCGCCUAAGGGACCCUUCACUCCGCAACCAUGAAGAGCCCCGGCUUGGACGCUCCUUUUCUCCCAGGGUCACUCGAUACUUAAACUCUUCUGACUCCCACGCGACACAUGCUAGGCUUCUGGCAGAGAAGCUGAAAAUGUCCCGGGACACUGGUCAGAGAAAAGGCCUCUGCAGCUGGCCGGACAGACCUUUCUCGCUCAGGACCCAUCCUGCGACUGCCAUCGGAGGAGAGUUGGCUGGAGUCACCAGGGCGGCUUCCUCACCCACAUGGCUGGUGGCUGAGGCUGGCUGGCAGUUGGGGCCGUCAGCUGGGACCCCCUACAUGUCUCCCCACGAGGCCUGGACUCCCCCACAUGGCCGUUGGGUUACAGGCCAGCAUGCCAGAGGGAGUCAGGAGGAGUUGUCCUGCCCUUUGCAACCCAGCCUGGGAAGGCACACAGCAGAACUUCCCCUGGGCUGUCCCACUGACACAGUCACGGAGCCCCAAGCAGCUUCAUGGAAACCCACCUCUCCACGUACUUUCCCGCUGAACCCCGCCUCAUCCACCCUGCUCACCGCAGCCAACGUCACCUCCACAACCUCUAUUGCCACGGUUGGCAACUCAGCCCCCCGACACCUCCAAGCACCAGUGGACACCACAGCCUCCGAGUCCGCAUGAGGCCGACACCAGCACACACCCUCUGGCCCCCUGCCCAGCCUGCCCCCCGCCCUGGCCCUCUCGUGGGCCCGAAACUACUUCCUUGCCUCUAUCUCCCGCCUUUCAUUUUUCCCCAUUGCGCAUCUCCUACUUUAUCCCCUUCGGACACGUCUUAGUGUUUUAAGAACAUUCAUUGAUGUAAGAAAAUGCUCACAGAACAUACUAGGAGUACGCACAAUUUUAUUUGCCACGGGACGAGGAACACAUUCUCCUUGUGAGAACAACAACGCCUCAAACAUACAGCAGAGCGUCACGACUCGCUUGAUGGCAGUCGCCAGCAGUGACCCCUGUUGCCAGUUUGCAGUGACAUAUGGACUGAGGAAGCUUUGGGGGUGUUGGACAAGUUCUAAAACGUGGCUGUGCACGUGACGGGUUUACUACAAAUCAUAGACGCGCACCCUUACAACUGCAUUUUAUAGUGUGCAAACAACACCUCCACAAAGCUGCGAAAAAGAGAGAGAUGUCCUGAAGCCGGAAGGUGACGACCGUUCGCCACAGCCCACGCGGCUGUGCCGGCCACCUGCCUUUGUACACAUAGCACUUAAACACAUGGACUCAGGAGCCAGAUGCCUGGGUUCAGACCCCGGCUCCAGCACCCACAGGCUGUGAGACCCAGCCAAGGUAUUGACCUCAGUUUCUUCACCUAUAAAACGGACCUGAAAAUGAUACCUGUUUCGUAGGGUUGCUGCCAGGACUCAAUGGGUUAAUAUAUGGCAAGUGCAAA
Molecule: messenger RNA, 1664 nt
Organism: Hipposideros armiger (great roundleaf bat)
Lineage: Eukaryota; Metazoa; Chordata; Mammalia; Chiroptera; Hipposideridae
Exons: 4
Coding region: 221-901 (226 amino acids)
Source: RefSeq, a predicted model, not a curated record